AUGGCCCGCACCCAAAAGAACAAGGCCACAUCCUAUCAUUUGGGCUUGCUCAAGGCCAAGCUGGCCAAGCUGAGGCGUGAGCUGCUGAUGCCUUCUGGCGGCGGCGGCGGCGGCCCCGGUGUUGGCUUCGACGUCCAAAAGACCGGUGUUGCCCGCGUGGGUUUUGUCGGAUUCCCGUCUGUUGGCAAAUCGACGCUCAUGAGCAAGCUCACAGGGACGCACUCUGAAGUCGGUCAGUAUGCCUUCUGCGUUGGACGUGCUGGCACUCUCCCCGGCAAUGUUGGUAUCCAGGCUAACUUCGGCCCAGCCGAGACUCGAGUGCAGUCUGCGUGGGAGUUCACCACCCUGACCACCGUGCCCGGUGUGAUCCACUACAAGGGCGCCAAGAUCCAGAUUCUGGAUCUGCCUGGUAUCAUCGAAGGCGCCAAGGACGGCAAAGGUCGAGGUCGACAGGUCAUCGCAGUCGCCCGCACCUGCUCGCUCAUCUUCCUCGUUUUGGAUGUGUUGAAGCCUCUGGGACACAAGCGGGUCAUCGAGAAGGAGCUGGAGGGAUUCGGCAUCAGACUGAACCGGGAACCUCCCGCCAUCACCUUCCGAAAGAAGGACAAGGGUGGCAUCAACAUCACCUCGAUCGUCCCCUUGACCAACCUCGACAACGAUGCCGUCAAGGCGAUUCUCUCCGAGUACAAGAUCCACAACGCGGACAUCAGCUUCAAAUGCGACGCCACAGUGGACGAUCUGAUUGAUGUCAUCGAAGGCAACCGUCUCUACAUCCCUGCCAUCUAUGUCCUCAACAAGAUCGAUCAGAUCUCAGUCGAGGAACUCGACAUCAUCUACAAGAUCCCCAACUCGAUCCCCAUCAGUGCCCACCACGAGUGGAACUUUGACGAUCUCUUGGCCUUGAUGUGGGAGAAGCUGAAUCUCUGCCGGAUCUACACCAAACCCAAGGGCCAGCUGCCGGAUUACAGCUCCCCAGUCAUUCUACGACAGCAGGGUCUGACGGUUGAGGAUUUCUGUAACGCAAUUCACAAGCAGCUCAUCCGCGACUUCAAGCACGCUCUGGUCUGGGGCUCCUCAGUCAAGUUCAAUCCCCAGAAAGUCGGCAAAGAUCACGUCCUGGCUGACGAGGAUGUCGUUCAGAUUGUGAAGAAGAUUUAAUCGUCAAUGUGUCUCUGCCAAAUGACCGCACCAUAACUUGUAUCGCCUCUUGUUGUUUCGCCAGAAGAUGGAAGCGGACUGUGGAUUGAAUAAACCACCGGCUGAUCGUGCAGCACUGAU
Messenger RNA from Polychytrium aggregatum, 1278 nucleotides. Its product is annotated as P-loop containing nucleoside triphosphate hydrolase protein. The transcript has 7 exons. Gene Ontology annotation, cellular component: cytoplasm. The record is from RefSeq and is a predicted model, not a curated record. Gene Ontology annotation, molecular function: GTP binding; GTPase activity. Gene Ontology annotation, biological process: cytoplasmic translation. Bases 1 to 1158 code for a protein of 385 amino acids. Lineage: Eukaryota; Fungi; Chytridiomycota; Chytridiomycetes; Polychytriales.